CUUGGACCCUGGGUUGUAAAACUUUUAUUUAUUUUCUAAAAGAUGAGCACUAUGGACGAAAUAGAGGAAGAAGCGAAGGCAGCGGCAGAGAAGAUGGUAAUGAAUAUGAUGCAAAGACCAGGACAGCUAGAAAAAGUGGAACAAUACAAGAAGAGAAUCACACAUAAGAAGGCAUCUAUAGAAGCUCAAUUGAAAUCAGCAGUACAGGGUAAAUUAGAUGGAGUAAGUGUUGGGCUAAAACAGCUUCAAGAAUGCUUGGAUGAUGUUCAUCAGAUCAGUCAAAAGAUGGAUGAACUAGAGGAUCUGUUGAAAACAGUGCCUCCUCUAGUGGCAUCUCUUCAGCCAGUUCGAGAAGAAGACUCGAGGCACUCACAGUAUGUUACAGCUAUGGACAGUCUCAAACAUAUAUUUACAGUGCCAGAGAGUGUUGCUAAAACCAAGCAGUGGAUCGGUGAGGGGAAGCUGCUACAUGCUCAUCAGUGCUUGAGUGACUUGGAAAACUCUCGAGACGAUCUACUGUACGAAUUACAUCGACUUCCGAAUCAAUCGUCGCAUGACAAGAUUAUGCUAAAGGCGUAUUUCGAAGAUGUUGAGGUGGUGUCUAAUUUACUUGAGAAACAAAUAAAGCUCAUUUUGGCCAGAACUCUUAAUACCGUUAGAAAGGAACCAACUGUAAUUGUUACUGCGUUACGUAUCAUCGAAAGGGAAGAAAAGAGAGAUCAAAUGGCAGUGCAGCAACAAGAUCAAUCUGGCUUCAUUCCGCCCGGCAGACCUAAGAACUGGCGGAACAAGGCCUUCGAGGUUCUAGAAUGUGCUGUGGCGCAACGAGUAGAGGGCACCAGAGUUGACGAGAGGGAGGACAACAAACUGUGGCUGAUCAGAUACUUGGAGCUGACUAGACAGCUCAUACUAGAGGACUUGCGAGUCGUCAAGACGCUGUGCGUGCCGUGCUUCCCUCCGCACUACGACAUCGUCAACAAAUACGUCAACAUGUACCACACAUGUUUGUCGACUAGUCUUCAAGACGUAGUAAACAACGGUUUAGAGGGUAACGAGUAUGUGACGUUGCUAUCCUGGAUAUUGAACACAUACCCCGGGCCCGAGCUGAUGUCCAGCCCGGAGGUGAACGUUGAUGUGUCAUCCCUGCCACCCCUGCUGAGCAAGGAGACCAUGAAGAAGUUGGAGGAUGAAUAUUUGCAGAAAAUGGAGUCAAACUACAUCGAGUGGAUGGAGAAGACGCUGGAGGCGGAGCGCGCGGAGUGGGGCUCGGAGCGCGCGCCCGAGCUCGAGCCGCACACCAACGCCUUCCACACGCACACACCCGUCAUCGUCUUCCAGAUGAUCGACCAGAACUUGCAGGUCACUGAAACGAUCAGCAAGGAAAUUACAUUUAAAGCGUUGCUACUGAGUAUAGAACAAGUGACUCGCUUUGGAAACAUGUACAGGGAAGGCGUAGCGCAGUUUAAGAAGCAGCACUUCGCGGACCGGUCGCGCGUGGCGUACUUCACGCACCACAUGAUCACAGUCGUCAACAACAGCGCGCAGAUGGCGCGGCUGGCGCGGCAGACGCAGGCGCGCCGCUGGCCGCCCGGACAGCACGACGCCCGCGCCGCCGCCACCAUCGACCGCCUGCAUCAGACCUUCCAGGCGUUGCGAGAUGAAGCUGUAAAGUUCUUAUUGGAGGAGGCGUUUUUGGACUUGGAAGAGCAUUUCGAUGACCUCUUCACCGCCAAGUGGCAAACUUCUAGUGUACCAAUAGACGUCGUCUGUGUCACUCUAGAAGACUACUUUCAAGACUACAACCACCUGCGAGAGAAAAACUUCGAAUAUGUUAUAAACGAGGCUCAAAAUCUAGUAUACAAGAAGUACAUUACGGCAAUGCUGUCCAAGAAAAUCACGUUUAAAACCGUCGAAGAGGCGCAGCAGGCGGCGACCAAGAUCGUGAAAGAAGCCAACCAGAUUAAAUCCUUCUUCAGGAGAAUCGCUUCCAACGCUGAGGGUGUGAAUGUUGACUAUCCGUUUGAAGUCAUCAGCAUGUUGGCUGAGGUGAUUCGCUGCGGUGACGCGGAGAUGAUAUCAUUAGACCUGCACGGUCUUCUGGACAAGUGUCCGGACAUAUCCGACGAGCACCUGGCGCGGCUGCUGGCGCUGCGGGCGGACCUGCCGCGCGCCGCCGCACGCGACACCGUGGCGCACGUACGCGCCUCUCGCCCCGCCCCCCGUCCGCACGCACACGCGUCUCUGUUCGCCGAUAUUACGUUCACCGACCGCCUGCUGCCAUUCACGCUCUGAGCACGUGACGCUCGGGCCCUGAUGCCGGGGGUGCCCGAGCUAUAAAUCCUUCGGACGGUCAAAAAAGAGGUUAUGCAUUUGCGCCGAUGCGCACUCAAACGACUCUCUGUCAUGAAUCCAUAUUUAACGACGGACUGCUGCCUCACUUCACGCUCGGUCACGAUCCUUCGCUAACCGACAAAAAAGGGCUAUGUUCUAUUUGAAGGAUUUUUCUAUGUUACUGUAAUGCACGAGCCUUUCACU
Messenger RNA from Aricia agestis (brown argus), 2535 nucleotides. RefSeq names its product exocyst complex component 3 (gene Sec6). Gene Ontology annotation, biological process: exocytosis; exocyst localization. Gene Ontology annotation, molecular function: SNARE binding. NCBI's taxonomy places the organism in Eukaryota, Metazoa, Arthropoda, Insecta, Lepidoptera, Lycaenidae. The coding region runs from base 43 to 2292 and encodes 749 amino acids. The record is from RefSeq and is a predicted model, not a curated record. The transcript has 11 exons. Gene Ontology annotation, cellular component: exocyst.